AUGCCAUCCUACCUCAUCACCGGCGCCAGUCGAGGUCUCGGCUACGCCUGGCUCAAACACCUCUCCUCCAACCCAACCAACACCGUCAUCGGCUUGGUCCGCAACAAAGCCGCCACAGAAAAACGUCUGGCCGCCGACAACAUCACCAACGUGCUCCUCGUGCGUGCCGAUAUAACCGAUGUCAAAGCCCUCCAUCUCGCCGCUGAUGAAGUCUCAAACAUCACCGGCGGGAGUCUGGACGUCCUGAUCAACAACGCCGGGAUCUCGAGCCAGAGGAGCGCUUUCAAAACCGUCGUCGACUUGCCCCCGGAAGUCCUGGAGCAAGAUUUCAUGGACUCGUUCAAAUCAAAUGUCGUAGGCGUGGCACAUACGAUCAAUACCUUCCUGCCCCUGAUUCGAAAAGGCGAGGUGAAGAAAGUCAUAACCAUUUCGUCAGUGUUGGCGGACAUGGACACCGCGAAUCGCUUCGCGAUCGAUAACGCCGGACCGUAUGCCGUCUCCAAAGCCGCGGUCAACCUUCUGGUGGCGAAGUACCAUGCGGCGGUCGGUGUUGCGGAGGGGAUACUGUUCAUGUCGAUUAGUCCCGGCGUCGUGUCUACGCGAGAAACGCAGCAGACUGAGGAGGAGCUCAAGGGGAGGAAGGCGAUGGGUGCAAAGUUCAAGGCAUAUGCGCCGCAUUUUACUGGUCCGACCACACCGGAGGAGAGUGUGAGGAUGCAGUUGGAGGUCAUUGACAGGGCGACAGUGGAGACCUAUGGAGGAGCGGUUCUCAAGAGAGAUUACUUACUGGUCGACGUUGCCUAUGCGAACAGGAGGUGCAUGCCACUUUUCGUGAGGGUCCAUGUCCAACAGGUCAAGCGCAUACUCCAGAUCUGGCCCUGGGAUGAGGCCUAUCAGGAUACGAUCUUUCAGAAUGGACACGCCACCGUCAAGCUCUCCGGCCAUAUGUAG
Molecule: messenger RNA, 951 nt
Organism: Rasamsonia emersonii CBS 393.64
Lineage: Eukaryota; Fungi; Ascomycota; Eurotiomycetes; Eurotiales; Trichocomaceae
Exons: 3
Coding region: 1-951 (316 amino acids)
Molecular function (GO): oxidoreductase activity, acting on the CH-OH group of donors, NAD or NADP as acceptor
Source: RefSeq, a predicted model, not a curated record